Molecule: messenger RNA, 1693 nt
Organism: Dreissena polymorpha
Lineage: Eukaryota; Metazoa; Mollusca; Bivalvia; Myida; Dreissenidae
Product: tRNA (guanine(6)-N2)-methyltransferase THUMP3-like
Exons: 10
Coding region: 32-1633 (533 amino acids)
Biological process (GO): tRNA methylation
Molecular function (GO): tRNA (guanine) methyltransferase activity; RNA binding
Source: RefSeq, a predicted model, not a curated record
AUUUAUAAAGUCACGUGAUUUACGACUCAAGAUGGCGGCGCCCAUGGACAACAUGAAAAAUUCCGAUGCAUCUGAUGUGCAUGAUGUUUGCACUAUUGACGCAACAGUUACCACAGGAUUUGAGACAGUGGCUGGCGAAGAAGUUCAAGAAAAGCUGGGUAUUAAAGCCAUUGGACUUAGGGGCAGAAUCCGCUUUGAAUGCCCAAUGAGUUUAGUGAAAGAGGUCGCUAAACUGAGGACAGUUGACAAUUUUCGUGUAUUGAUGUUCUAUAACUCCAAUUACACAUUCUCAGAUGAUCAGGUUGAAAAUAUGCGAAAACUUAGAAAUCUGGUUUCUGAAGUCAACUGGCCGUUAGGAAUUCAGAUUUGGAAAAGAUUUUUUUCAUUUGAACACAACAUUGCUGCUGUGCCUGAAAAUAUCACGUCUGACUUUGGUGAACCUUGCUUUCCAAACAUACAACCACCCAAAAGUGCGGAGAAGUCAAAACGCAAAUCCAAAGGAAAUAAGUGGAAAAAGAAGAGAGAGCUAAAAGACAAACUCGCUAAAGAUACAGACCAAGUCAAUGAUAAGAAUGAACAUUUGGAUGGUGUUCAAGGAGAGCCUGUCGAAGCCUUAUGCAAUACAGACACAGUGCAACUGUUACCUGUGGAUGCAAAAGAUAAUGUCCAGAAAGACUGUACAGAAUCUGUGGAGGUAAAUGCGGCAAAAAAGCCAAGAGUUCGUGAAAAUCCUUGGAAUCCGUUGAUGCCCUCUUUUAGGGUGACAUGCCAUAGGACUGGGGACAGUCACAACUUUGAUUCCAUGACCGCAGCCGCAAACUUUGGAGGUGCAAUAUACUGUUACUUUGGCUGGAACGUGAAGAUGACAGAGUUCGACAUGGAGGUGCUGUUGAAUAUUGACGAACACCAGGUGGCAGUCAGCAUGGGACUCACAAAAGAGAGUCUCCAUAAACGUGACAUCACCACAUUCGGGCCUACCACUCUGAGACCCACUGUGGCAAACGGCAUGCUCAGAUUAUGUGAGAUACAAACUGGAGACAUAGUAUGUGAUCCGAUGUGUGGUGCAGGGAGCAUCCCAAUUCAGGGUAUCCUGAGUGGGCAACAGUCCUUCCAUCUUGCGGGUGAAAUCGGGAAGAAUUGUCUCAACAGAGUUCGGAGCAACUUGAAGUUUCUCUCCAGCGAAUCCACAGGAAAGGUUGAUGCAAUUCGUUGGGAUGUUUGCAACUUGCCACUGAGGGAUAAAUCAGUCGACGUUUUCAUCACAGAUUUGCCAUUUGGAGUUCGGAUGGGUCACAAGGUAGAGAACUGGCGUCUGUAUCCAGGAGCACUGCUGGAGAUGGCGAGAGUUGUCCAACCUGAAUCUGGCCGUUGUUGUCUGCUUACGGAGGAUCAAAAGUGCCUGUUCAGGAGUCUACAGAAGUGGAAUAAGUAUUGGACCAGAUCCAAGACACUCGUGAUCAAUCUCGGGGGCCUAGCUGCAGGUGUUUUUGUCCUCUCAAGGACCAGGCUACCAUUCAACAUGGAGGACAGAUUGACAAUGCUUAGAGAGUUCAAGCGAACUAAGGGAGGUCACCAUAAAGACAGUAGAGAUAAGGGAGACAAUCCAGAGACAUCCAAGGGAGAUGAUUCAUAGACAUCCACAAACUUGAAUUGAUGUGUUUCACAAAAUGUCAAUAAAAUGUUGCUAUUGUUA